AUGACGAAGCCGGGCAUGGUCGAAGCCGGGUGCGUCACCUUCGUCGCCGUCGCCAUCGGCGGCUCCGUCUUCUUCUUCGUCAGGGGCACCCUGCGCAGCUCCUCCGAAGGCUGCCGCCUCGCCGGCGGCAUCCAGUCGGCCGUCGCCAACGCGCCCCGCGUCCGCCGCUGGGCGGCCUGGCGCGGCGUCGUGACCGCCCUGCGUGCCGGCAUGGAACACGUGCACCACGUCCAGGGCCCCUUGAAGAUGGCGGUCGCCUGGGGAGCCGCCAACGCCGUCUUCUCCAUGCACCGCGGCACGCGCGCCGCCGUCCGGGAGGGCCUCAAGGGCGCGGCCUACGGCGGGGCCGCGUGCAUCGCCAUCCGCGGCCUCGGAGCCUUGGUCGACUCGCGGGAAAGCUCGCGCGCGUAA
This is a messenger RNA of Lolium perenne, 411 nucleotides long. RefSeq names its product mitochondrial import inner membrane translocase subunit TIM17-2-like. Gene Ontology annotation, biological process: protein import into mitochondrial matrix. The record is from RefSeq and is a predicted model, not a curated record. Gene Ontology annotation, cellular component: TIM23 mitochondrial import inner membrane translocase complex. NCBI's taxonomy places the organism in Eukaryota, Viridiplantae, Streptophyta, Magnoliopsida, Poales, Poaceae. Gene Ontology annotation, molecular function: transmembrane protein transporter activity.